Molecule: messenger RNA, 6501 nt
Organism: Pantherophis guttatus
Lineage: Eukaryota; Metazoa; Chordata; Lepidosauria; Squamata; Colubridae
Gene: CERK
Product: ceramide kinase
Biological process (GO): phosphorylation; ceramide metabolic process
Molecular function (GO): ceramide kinase activity
Source: RefSeq, a predicted model, not a curated record
CGGCGGAGACGACGACGACGACGGCAGCACUUUUCCCACUCUAAGCCCGAGGCUGGCCGGCUUUGCAGACGGGAGCAAGGUCAGCUCCCAGCCAGAGGAGGAGGAGCGGGGAAAUCAGGCUGGGCCGAUCCACCCCGCUCCGCAAUAUCCCUCAACCCCAUCCCGACUUUCGCCUUCUUCUGGCGGCCCCUGAGGGCGCCGCGUUAGAGACCCGAGGCCGUUUCUGAGCGUGCGCAAAACCCUUCCUCGCGCAUGCUCCCUGCGCGCGGAGCUGCAAAUUCUGGAGGAUAACAGAUUCUGAAACAUCCGACGGGCGGACUUAACCCGGCCGCCCCUGUGGCGGCGGCAGCGGCGGGGCGGCAAACGCUCGCCCAGCCCCGGACUGAGCGGCCCCCGCCACAAUCAUGUCGCCUAAUCCAAGGACGCCGGGUCACUGAAGAGCCAUGGGCGAGCGGUCCAUUCCGGCUGGCCGGCGGACCCAGCUCAUCUCCUUGCUGGUGCUGGAGCAGCGCGCCCAGGAGGUCACCUUAGACCGGGAGCUGGGGCUCUUGGCGUGGCGGAGCUUGGAGCCGCAGCUGCGCAGGGGGCAAGAGAGUUAUGCUGUGCCCAUUUCUGAGAUCAUUGCUGUUGAGGGGAAAGAAAGGGAGGCGAAACAAUCUCAUCCUGGAAGAUGGCAGAAAAUGGCAAAGCCUCAUGCGUUCACCGUGUAUUACAUAAAGAGGGCACAGCAUCACCGCUGGCGGUGCAGCGAAGUGACUUUCUGGUGCAUUGAUGAACAUCUGUGUAAUCAAUGGAUAUGUACACUGAGGGAACUACUUGAUUUACAGACCUCCAGACCAAAGCGCUUGCUUGUAUAUAUUAAUCCACACAGUGGAAAAUCACAAGGAGAAAAAAUAUACGAACAAAAAGUGGCUCCAUUGUUUAGUCUGGCUUCCAUCUCUACUGAUGUUAUAGUCACCGAACAUGCCAAUCAUGCUAAGGAUAACUUACUUGAAAUUCAUCUGGAGAAAUACGAUGGUGUUGUUUGUGUUGGUGGGGACGGAAUGUUCAGUGAAGUGAUACAUGGUCUAAUUGGAAGAUCUCAGAAGGAUUCGGGCAUAGAUCAAAAUAAUCCCAAAGCACAAUUAGUCCAAUGCUGUCUCAGGAUUGGCAUAAUUCCUGCUGGUUCGACCGAUUGCAUAUGCUAUGCAACAGUUGGCAUCAAUGAUCCAGUAACAUCUGCAUUACAUAUCAUUGUGGGAGAUAAUCAACCUCUGGAUGUUUGUUCAGUACAUCGCAAUAAUACAUUUCUGAAAUACUGUGUAUCACUACUGGGAUAUGGUUUUUAUGGAGAUGUAUUAAAAGACAGUGAACAGAAACGCUGGAUGGGCCCUGCCAGAUAUGACUUCUCAGGUUUCAAGACUUUCCUCUCCCAUCAUUACUAUGAGGGGACAGUAUCUCUCUUGCCAGCAGCACACUCCAUGGGUUCUCCAAGAGAUAAGAAACCCUGCAGAACUGGGUGCCGGAUUUGCAAGCAAAGUAAACUACAGCUGGAGAAAGAUCAGAAGAAGACGGAAAAGGAGAUUAAAAGGGAUGAGGAAGGAGAAUGGAAAGUUAUUAGAGGGAAGUUUCUAGCCAUCAAUGCUGUGAACAUCAGCUGUGCCUGUCCACGGAGUCCUAAAGGCCUUUCGCCAGCUGCUCACCUGGCAGAUGGCUCUGCAGACCUCAUUCUAGUCCGUAAAUGUUCCCGGUUAAACUUUUUAAGAUACCUCUUAAGGCAUACAAACCAGCAUGAUCAGUUUGAUUUCAGCUUUGUAGAGGUUUAUCGGAUUAAAAAGUUUCGUUUUACAUCAAAACAUUUUGAUGAUGGUGACAAUGAUGACCAGGGUAUGCGGAAAAAACACUUUGGUCAGUUCUGUAGAGACCACCCAGCUUGCUGCUGUCUCCCCCCCAGCAGUACCUGGAACUGUGAUGGAGAGACCCUGGAUUGUUCAACUAUUGAAGUCAAAGUUCACUGCCAAUUAAUUAAACUCUUUGCAAGAGGAAUAGAAAAGAAUCACAAACCUGAAUCACCUUACAAGCAACUUACCUGAACAAUUAAUUUAAAUCAACACUGCAAGAACAUGAAGGUAAAAAAGGCAACGCAAAGACAAGCAUUUCUGGCAUGUUAAUAAAUGUUUUUAAACUUUAUUUUUCUGGUCAAAUUUUAAUUUUGGAUAGAUUUUUUUUCAGUUAAUGUCUUCAAAGAAAGUGGAUUAUUUUAAAUUAUUUUAUGCUAGGGCAGUGAAGAAGAUUUUUGUCUUAUAUUUUCUUCCUUUUGUUAUGAAAGGAUUCUGUUUUCUCUGCUGUGUUUCUAAGCUGGAUGGUCCUUCUCUUAAAUCAAAUUAUUAUUAGUAUGGUCCAUCGCACAGUUAGCCAGAUGUUCAGACUGAAUUUGCAUUUUUGUCCACCUAUCUAUUUCUUCCCAAGGACCUGGGAUAGGCAGAUGUGGAUGUUUGAUGUUGUUAGAGAUAUUGUCGCAGGUUAUAAGCUGUUCUGAGCAAAGUUGCCUUUUGCAAUUGACUAUUGUCUGUUCACAACAAUGUGAAGUCACAGUUGCCAGCUCUUUAAUUGAUGCUGCCCUUCAUUCGAAUUGAGUUCUUCUGAUGCUUAUUAUUAUUUAGGCUUAAAAAUGUAGAGCAGGGCUGUCAAACUCACAGCCUGCGGGCCAGAUGUGUCGCGUGCUGGCCACGCCCACACCCGGUUUAGCGAAAGGGGGGAAGUCCCAAUACGUCAUGUGACGACGUGAGUUUGACUCCCCUGAGCUAGAGGCACAGUUCUCUUUAUCUCCUUCCAAUAUAGUAUCAAGAGUGGAUUGGUGAAAGAGAAAUGGAAGCAUGUACAAUUCUCCAACCUGCUCAAUUGCCUACAUGAAUGUUCAUCCAUUCAUGUGUAUAGAAUUCUUUGUUACUUAUGGCUACUAGAUGAAUGGCAAGUUGUUAAAGGCAAGCCUGCAGAUUUGGUACAAAUUUUGCCGUUGAUGUCAGGAGAAGGGAUUAUAAUGUACGUUUGCCCCCUUGAGUUACUUACAAAGUAAUAAAGAGGGCAUUUUAAAAAAUCAAAUAUAUAUGGUUUUGAAUUAUAAUGCAAAUAAUGUGCAUUCUGCUUGCAGCAGAGGCUAAUGAAACUUUUUAUUCUUUUAAAGCGAUUUUGAAUCACGAUGUAUGAUUUAAAGACAUUUAAAAUAUGAUAGUAUCCUAUCAUUAAUCUUGUUUUCUCCUGAAAUGACCAUACACUCAUUGAUUGUUCGAGCUAGUUUGCAUUAGCAACUCAACGCAGUCCAAAUGCACAUUCUGGGUUGCAAGUAAUAGCAAACAUCUUAUAUAUAUUAUGUCAUAUAAUGGGCCCAUUUCUGGACUUCUGGAACUUUUAAGGCCCGUUUUUCGUCUUCCCAGAACCUCCGCGCAGGCCCUGCACUUAACUGGCAUCCAAAACGGGCUGCAUGGAGACUGGGGAGGGCAGGGGAGGGGUGAGCGGGUUCAGCCAGUCCUUGCAACAACCAGUUCAACAAACCAGAUUAAAAUUAACAUCCGGUUCUCCUGAACCGGCUGAAUCCCACCCCUGGAUAAGCCCCUCAGAUGAUGCAGGAACAAAAAUGGGCAGGAUAGAAGCGUAUGGUACUCCAUAGAGAAGACUCACAGAACUUCCAUGCUCCUAUAAUUGGGACAGUUCUGUACACAGUAUCUGGAAUGUUUUAUCCUGCCUCUUCCUUCAUCCUUUUUCACGGUUCCCUAAAUUGCUUCUGCCUCUCCCCUUACAUGAAUGGAGCAGCAGCUUUUGGAUACCAGCCAGUGUUUCUUCCCAACCAAAGGUUUUCUGUGCAAUCAAUAGAACAGUGUUGUUGUUUUUCUCAAACUUGGCACUUUCAGAAUGCUGACUAGGGAAUUCUGGGAAAUGAAGUCCGCACAUCAUAAAUUGCCAAGUUUUAGAAACAUUGCAAUAGAAUCAAGGGACAGAAUUCAUUUGCUGAUGCAUUUUUUCAGGGAUAGCUGAAAAUGCAACUUGUUUCACGUAGACUACUAAUGUAAUUAGACAGAGCUGCCUUGUUACUUUUACCAAUUGGUAGGCUACUUAAUUUUUAAUUUGAUAUUGUUAAAUUUCUUUGGAAUUUAUUUAAAUGAGUACAGUAUUUAUACUGUACAGGAGCUCACUUUUUCUCUGAAAAGAAAAAAAUAAUAAUCUGGAUGUUACCAAUUCAUAUUAUAUGUGUAUAAUCAAUUGCAUGUUUAAAUUAAUCCCUUCCGAAACAGUGUUUUUUAUAUCUAGCAUAUCAAAGAGAAACCUAGAUUAAUUUCUGAUAUGCUAGGUUUCUUCUUGCAUGCAAAGCAACUGAUUCUACAUUUCUAGCCUGAACUGUGUCUAGUAAAUAAACUAGACUUAUUUGCUGAUAAAUAAACUGGCCAGAAGGUGUUAGUAUCGCCUUCUAUAUGAUUUUGUAAUGACCAAACAAUAAAUGUUUAGACUGCGUCUAAUAGCUGAUUAAAGAAAUUACUUAAUUCAUAUAGAAUUUAACAGGUGGGUUGCUGUAUUUAUUUUGAUACUCUGGAUUGAUACAUGAUAUUGUGGAAUUUCAUUGCCACUGCUAUAAUCAUACAUUCUCUUUGUCAGGGACUUUGUGUUUAAAGAAAAAAAAAAUAGGAAUUUUCCAUAGAAGCUUGCAAAGAUAAUGAAAAUCUAUUCAUACCCUUUGUAGAAACUUUGUGUAUUAUUUGGACCAAACUUUUGCUUUGUUCUGCUAUCUUUGAAUUUGUGUAACUUUCUUUUUUCUUCUAUGUCUGUGCUUUUCUUGAGAAUGUUCCAUUUCACCAUUUUACCAUCAGUCCAUUUACAAGGAAGCAAAUCCUGUUGAAUUCAGUGGGAGCCAAUUUCCAUUUAAAUGUAUACAAUUCAUUGUAAGAAUUGCAGGAUUCCUUGUAUUUUCUUAGAUGUCUAUAAUAUCCAGUUGACAUAAAUGUAAUGUUUGAUAAUAAAUCACUGCUCCAUCACGUUCAUCCGUACACAUCAAUAAUGAUAAACUACUGCUCAGUGAAGAUAUUUCUACAAUUUUCAUAAGUUCUUUCAGUAAUUUGUGGUAUAGCACCCAGAAACAACCCAGUUAUUUCAAUGAAAUGUUUCUCCUGAACUCUAUACAUUAGUUACUGUUCCAGGGUCCCCAACCCCAAAAUUAAUUGCUUGGAAAAUGGUCCAGCUGAUAUUAUAUUUAGCUGCUAGACACAUGACUAGACAACUAAGUUAUUACCAUCAAAAACAUUUGUAUAACUCAUAUCUAAAUUAUGUCAUUAUUUCUUUUGCCAACUUUGGUUAUACGGUAAAGCUCCAAAGCUUAUUUUCCAUCCAUUUAAAUGAAUAAAAUAUCUCUGUUGGAUAUUUCUUUAUACCCAAUGCAGCUUGACUGGAAUUUUACUGAAAUGGAGGCCUGGUUUUGGAAACAUUUUUGUUCAAUGUACAUUCCAUAAAUAUUCAUAUUUUCCAUGCGUAUAGAUUACAUGAGCUUCCCAGAUAAGUUUGUAAUUAUUAACUGUAGUUUCUGGUCUUCAUCAGGAUGAUCUAUGCCGUCAACAUUAAUGUUAUCUUGACUAAAAGAAAAUUGCUCUGUUCUCUAACAUGUUAUAGAAUAGCUUUGAUGUUGAUUGGUAUCCCAUCAAUUUUUUUCAAAAAGGUUUUUUUUUUUUUGCCAGCAGAAAGAUGAAUUGUGUAGUAACAAAUACUUCCUAGAAAAUGUUCCAAGAAUAGGAACAGAUCAAAAAGUAUGACUAUCCUAAAUUUACAAUUAUUAAGUUUUGUAACAGAAUCAGUAACAUUAAAAAAACUUAAUAACCAAGCUACUUAAAGGUUGACUUGUGGUAAUUUUACAAUUAUAAAGUUAGCAUGAGGUAAUCUGCUGAAAUAGGUUUCUGAGUUGAGGACAUUAUUAUAUUAAUAGACACUUUUAUUAAGACUGAUCAACAUAUUCGUGUAGCUGACCAGACCUUAUAUUGUCAGCAACAUUCUGUGUCACCCAGAACCUAGUUAUAGCUGUAAAAAAGCGACUUUUCAAAAUCAGAAAACAAAUGAGACUAUCCAGCAUAGUUGUGAAAUCAUGGUAAAUAUAGACAUUGGAGUAACAACUCUGUUUCCUCUAAUUGUUACAAAGCACAAUUCAUGCUUCAGAUAAUGCAUUAAGUAUUAUUAUAAUGCAUUAAGUCUUAUUAUAAAGCAAUUUCUCUGUAUAUGGAAUGCAAUCCUAUGAAUGCUGAUUUGAGAGUAACCCCAUUAAACUAGCUGGGGUUUGGUGCUUAGUAAAUGUACAAAGACAUACUCUAUCUGACUUUUUAAAGCUUAGUUUGAAAGUAGAAUCAGUAUUCUUAAUAUGUCUAUGUUUGGUAGGAAGCUCCAUGUUGCCAUGGGGAUGAAUUUAUCAGUCUUGCUGGUUUCAAGAUUGAAAUGCAACUUUUUGUUUUUAAACUGAAAAUAUUUCUGGAAAUAAAAUUAUACUGCAGAUGU